This is a messenger RNA of Mya arenaria, 5070 nucleotides long. Its product is annotated as sushi, von Willebrand factor type A, EGF and pentraxin domain-containing protein 1-like. The coding region runs from base 1 to 5070 and encodes 1689 amino acids. NCBI's taxonomy places the organism in Eukaryota, Metazoa, Mollusca, Bivalvia, Myida, Myidae. The transcript is spliced from 7 exons. The record is from RefSeq and is a predicted model, not a curated record.
AUGGGAUAUUACAUUUCUGGAAGUGCUAACAUUACGUGUCAGGCGUCUGGAGAAUGGAACAGUUCAACUCCCCUUUGCACCAAAUUCAACUGCGGAAAUCUAGAGAUUCCAGCUGACGGAAGCAUAUACAACUCAUCAGGAACGGAAUACGGAGCAACUGCAUAUUUUUCAUGUAGAGAUGGAUAUUAUCUGACUGGUAGUCCAAACGCUACGUGCAACGCAACAGGUCAAUGGGAUAACCCCGAACCGAAUUGCUCCAUAUACGACUGUUUUUCCUUGAACAACAUAACAAGUGGAUAUGUAGAUACUCCCGAUGGAGCAACUUUUGGAGAAACAGCAACUUACGCAUGUUUUCCCGGAUAUGACCUCACCGGAAAUGCUACUACGCAGUGUCUUCAUGGAGGAGAAUGGAGCUCCAAACCACCGAUCUGUGUCGUUAAAGAUUGUGGGAAUGUUACUUUACCUGUUAACGGAUUUGUGGACGAUACGAACGGAACAACAUUCGGCGAAAUCGUUAAAUACAGUUGUGCAACAGGGUACGAUCUGGCUGGAGACGCGUCUAGAAUAUGUGAAGCCGACGGGACCUGGAACUCUUCUGAUCCUAAGUGUGAAAUUCAUGAUUGCGGUAAUCCUGGAAACGUUGAUAAUGGGAACGUGCAAGUCAAAAACGGCAGUACCUACCAGAGUUCUGCUUUGUAUACUUGCCACAAUGGAUAUAUGAUUUCCGGCGACAAUGCGUACAGAAUGUGUACACCGACCGGCUGGGAAGAUCCGGCCCCUGAAUGUGUUAAGGAAGCUUGUCCUUCACCCCCAAUUACUAUGAACGGAAUGAUUAUACUGUUGGACAACAGUACGUUGGUUGGAAGUAAAUACGAAGUCGCUUGCGAUCCAGGUCUUAUACCGAAACCAGGCGGUCCACGAACAUGCAAAACAAGUCUGGAGUGGACAGGUCGUAAUAUAACGUGUGAAAUACCUGAGUGUAUACCGCCAAUCCAGUACGGUGCAAAUAUAACGGUAAAUGGUUCACGGCCUGGCGAUUUCGCAUUUUAUGAGUGUUUGCCGGAUUUCAACAUGUCGACCACAGAUGCUUACCGGACAUGUUUGAUUACGGAGUUAUGGAGUGAUCCCGAGCCACUGUGUUUAGGGCGAGAUUGCGGCGAAGUGGAAACUAUAACAAACGGUUCUGUGUUGACCCCUAAUGGAACACGGCAUCCCUACAGUAUAUAUUACGUGUGUGACGAAGGCUUUAACAGUAUUGGAGACAUUAUUAGAACCUGUCAGGUUAACGGGUCGUGGGAUAAUUUGAAACCUAAUUGCAGCAUAGUGGAUUGCGGUCCACCUCCAACGCCUGUAAACGGGUCUAUUGCGGAGCUCCUCGGCACUUCAUACGGCAACAAUAUACCUAACGGAAAUGUUUCUACACCUUCUGGGACAGCUUUCGGACAGAACGCAUCAUAUACUUGUAACGAAGGUUAUACAUUGACUGGUGGUUCAACCAUCACAUGCAACGCAACAGGCCAAUGGAAUGGUCCGGUACCGAAAUGCACAAUAUACGAUUGUGGUGAACGUAACUUAACCAAUGGCAUCGUAAACACAUCCACCGGAACACAGUAUGAGGCAACUGCUUACUUCUCCUGUAAUGAUGGAUACUAUCUGAUGGGUAGUCCAGACGCUACUUGUAACGCAACAGGCCAAUGGGACAGUCCUUUACCGAAUUGCACAAUAUACGAUUGCGGUGAACCUUACUUAACAGACGGUGUCGUUAACACAUCCAAUGGAACACAGUAUGAGACAACUGCUUACUUCUCCUGUAAUGAUGGAUACUUCCUGACAGGUAGUCCAGACGCUACUUGUAACGCAACAGGCCAAUGGGACAGUCCUUUACCGAAUUGCACAAUACAUGAUUGUGGUGAACUUAACUUAACCAACGGUAACGUAAUUACAUCCACCGGAACACAGUUUGAGGCUAUUGCUUCCUUCUCCUGUAAUGAUGGAUACUUCCUGACAGGUAGUCCAGACGCUACUUGUAACGCAACAGGCCAAUGGGACAGUCCUUUACCGAAUUGCACAAUACAUGAUUGUGGUGAACUUAACUUAACCAACGGUAACGUAAUUACAUCCACCGGAACACAGUUUGAGGCAAUUGCUUCCUUCUCCUGUAAUAAUGGAUACUUCCUGACAGGUAGUCCAGACGCUACUUGUAACGCAACAGGCCAAUGGGACAGUCCUUUACCGAAUUGCACAAUACAUGAUUGUGGUGAACUUAAAUUAACCAACGGUAACGUAAUUACAUCCACCGGAACACAGUUUGAGGCUAUUGCUUCCUUCUCCUGUAAUAAUGGAUACUUCCUGACAGGUAGUCCAUACGCUACUUGUAACGAAACAGGCCAUUGGGACAGUCCUUUACCGAAUUGCACAAUACAUGAUUGUGGUGAACUUAACUUAACCAACGGUAACGUAAUUACAUCCACCGGAACACAGUUUGAGGCAAUUGCUUCCUUCUCCUGUAAUAAUGGAUACUAUCUGACAGGUAGUCCAGACGCUACUUGUAACGCAGCAGGCCAAUGGGACAGUCCUUUACCGAAUUGCACAAUACAUGAUUGUGGUGAACUUAACUUAACCAACGGUAACGUAAUUACAUCCACCGGAACACAGUUUGAGGCUAUUGCUUCCUUCUCCUGUAAUAAUGGAUACUUCCUGACAGGUAGUCCAGACGCUACUUGUAACGCAGCAGGCCAAUGGGACAGUCCUUUACCGAAUUGCACAAUACAUGAUUGUGGUGAACUUAAAUUAACCAACGGUAACGUAAUUACAUCCACCGGAACACAGUUGGAGGCAAUUGCUUCCUUCUCCUGUAAUAAUGGAUACUUCCUGACAGGUAGUCCAUACGCUACUUGUAACGAAACAGGCCAAUGGGACAGUCCUUUACCGAAUUGCACAAUACAUGAUUGUGGUGAACUUAACUUAACCAACGGUAACGUAAUUACAUCCAACGGAACACAGUUUGAGGCAAUUGCUUCCUUCUCCUGUAAUAAUGGAUACUAUCUGACAGGUAGUCCAGACGCUACUUGUAACGCAGCAGGCAAAUGGGACAGUCCUUUACCGAAUUGCACAAUACAUGAUUGUGAUGAACUUAACUUAACCAACGGUAACGUAAUUACAUCCACCGGAACACAGUUUGAGGCAAUUGCUUCCUUCUCCUGUAAUAAUGGAUUCUAUCUAACAGGUAGUCCGGACGCUACUUGUAACGCAGCAGGCCAAUGGGACAGUCCUUUACCGAAUUGCACAAUACAUGAUUGUGGUGAACUUAACUUAACCAACGGUAACGUAAUUACAUCCACCGGAACACAGUUUGAGGCUAUUGCUUCCUUCUCCUGUAAAAAUGGAUACUAUCUGACAGGUAGUCCAGACGCUACUUGUAACGCAACAGGCCAAUGGGACAGUCCUUUACCGAAUUGCACAAUACAUGAUUGUGGUGAACUUAACUUAACCAACGGUAACGUAAUUACAUCCACCGGAACACAGUUUGAGGCAACUGCUUACUUCUCCUGUAAUGAUGGAUACUUCCUGACAGGUAGUCCAGACGCUACUUGUAACGCAACAGGCCAAUGGGACAGUCCUUUACCGAAUUGCACAAUACAUGAUUGUGGUGAACUUAAAUUAACCAACGGUAACGUAAUUACAUCAACCGGAACACAGUUUCAGGCAAUUGCUUCCUUCUCCUGUAAUAAUGGAUACUUCCUGACAGGUAGUCCAGACGCUACUUGUAACGCAACAGGCCAAUGGGACAGUCCUUUACCGAAUUGCACAAUACAUGAUUGUGGUGAACUUAAAUUAACCAACGGUAACGUAAUUACAUCCACCGGAACACAGUUUGAGGCUAUUGCUUCCUUCUCCUGUAAUAAUGGAUACUUCCUGACAGGUAGUCCAGACGCUACUUGUAACGCAACAGGCCAAUGGGACAGUCCUUUACCGAAUUGCACAAUACGUGAUUGUGGUGAACUUAACUUAACCAACGGUUACGUAAUUACAUCCACCGGAACACAGUUUGAGGCUAUUGCUUCCUUCUCCUGUAAUAAUGGAUACUAUCUGACAGGUAGUCCAGACGCUACUUGUAACGCAGCAGGCCAAUGGGACAGUCCUUUACCGAAUUGCACAAUACAUGAUUGUGGUGAACUUAACUUGACCAACGGUAACGUAAUUACAUCCACCGGAACACAGUUUGAGGCUAUUGCUUCCUUCUCCUGUAAUAAUGGAUACUAUCUGACAGGUAGUCCAGACGCUACAUGUAACGCAACAGGCCAAUGGGACAGUCCUUUACCGAAUUGCACAAUACAUGAUUGUGGUGAACUUAAAUUAACCAACGGUAACGUAAUUACAUCUACCGGAACACAGUUUGAGGCAACUGCUUACUUCUCCUGUAAUGAUGGAUACUUACUGACAGGUAGUCCAGACGCUACUUGUAACGCAACAGGCCAAUGGGAUAAUCCUUUACAUACAACUUGUUCUCUUGUUGACUGCUUCACACCUGAUGAAAUAUCUAAUGGAAAUGUUUUUACGUCUUCGAUGACAACAUUUGGACAAAACGCUACAUAUACUUGCAGCGAGGGUUAUAACCUGACCGGAGCGCAUAUAAGAACAUGUCAAGGAAACGGAUCUUGGAGUUUUGAUACACCAUCGUGCUUGCUAGUUGAAUGCGGGGAUUUGCUCCCUCCGACAAAUGGAAACAUUGCUGUUUCCACUGGAACGACAUUUGGACAGCAAGCUGUAUAUUCGUGCCAACACGGUUACGACCUUAAUGGAGCCAACACUCGGACGUGCACCGCUAACGGCACCUGGAGUGGAUCACCGCCGGGCUGUAUAGUGUCCCUGGGAAAAGCAAGGACCACGCCGUCACCAAAGAAGCUGUACAUAAUGCCUUGUAUAUGUUAUGAACACCACGAAUGGGAGAAUCUGACGCAAGAAGAGAUCAUAGAUCAACUCGUUAAAGACCUGAGCAUCGACGUGACCAAUACGACACUCGCCCAGUCAAGGCUCAUCAGAAAACCUCAAAUGCCGGUACAUCAGUAG